Clonostachys solani is the source of this 687-nucleotide messenger RNA. NCBI's taxonomy places the organism in Eukaryota, Fungi, Ascomycota, Sordariomycetes, Hypocreales, Bionectriaceae. The record is from the annotation of a GenBank genome assembly.
AUGUCCACCUUCCACCCAUUCCCCCGCCUCCCAAUUGAACUCCGCAUCCAGAUAUGGAGGAUGACGGUCGAACCUCGCACCGUUGAAAUACGAGUAGGCGGCUUCUACAAAGACCUCGAGCCACAAGUCAAGGACGAGCCCGCAGACAGACAAUACGUGCAGUACCUCGUCAACGCGACGCCCGUGCCGGCUCCCCUGCAAACAUGCCAAGAAGCCCGGAACCUGGGACUAUACCAACGGUCCAUGUCCGAGCUAUCCGACCUCACCGGUGACGAGAAACAGUACGUCUGGCUGAACCUGGACAUCGACCUCAUCUACUUCGGGCGCAGCGGGCUGGCCAAAUUCCUCCAGGUCGCACCGAGCGUGAAGCGGCUGAAGCUGGUGCGCAAGAUCACGGAGGAGUGGUUUUACCAGGAAGGGGCGAGCGAGCUCCGCCAUUUCGUCAACCUGAAGGAGGUGCAUAUUGUCUGCAAGGAUGGGAUGCGGGAAUGGUACGGGGCCACGACGGAUCACUACUGGCCUUGCGGCCCGGAGAAUCUGAUCUUCAUCGACCCGCAUGAUGGGCAGGUCUUGAAUGGCGUCGAGAUGGAGGCCAAGUUUGAGGAGAUGGAGCGGAUGGGGCUGGUGAUAUCGAUUCAUGGGUUUGACCAUGGUUACCGGCACCGGGUGCCUCCAAUCCCGCAUUGA